This is a messenger RNA of Guillardia theta CCMP2712, 1170 nucleotides long. RefSeq lists its product as hypothetical. Lineage: Eukaryota; Cryptophyceae; Pyrenomonadales; Geminigeraceae. Bases 1 to 1170 code for a protein of 389 amino acids. The record is from RefSeq and is a predicted model, not a curated record. The transcript is spliced from 19 exons.
AUGAUACGACGUCUUCGCAAAGGGGCGAAAAUAUCGGGAAAGCGCUAUGCGAUCACAGCAACGAUCCAUAGUCUUCGCUUCUCUGAAUCGAUUCCUUGGCACUCGUCCAAGGUUUGGUAUCAUGAGAAUGCUCGAGAGUGUGCGGAGCUAGACUCCAACUUUCAGGAAGUUGCAAUCUUGUGGAAGCGCAAGUCUGGCAAGGAAGUCAUGUCGUCAUGGAAACCAUGUUAUGAUGUACAUCUCAUGGUGGCCAACGAAAAACCCACCCAGCACAAGCUUAUCUGUUGGGACGAGGACAUUUCUCUUGCCCUCAUGCUUUACCCGGUAGACUUGAAGCGCAUGCUGGAGAAGUCGACAACCUUCACCCUGAUGGGGCGCGCUUUUCUCAGCUCCAAUAGCAAAGCGAUAGCGAGUGCAAAGGUUGACGUGGCGAAGCUCCAUGAUGGCUGUGCGACCAUGGAGUUAGAGCUUCAGAUUGAGCACAAGCCCCUGGGCAGAUUGAUGCUAACGCUCUUGGCGAAACCUCUCCUAGAAGACAACCUGGUGUCCCCGGAAAGACCGUUUCAACGAUGUGUAUCAAGUCCAGAUCACACUUCGACGAUCCAAACAGAUCCCAUCGAGGACAGUGUGCACAGUGUUGUAAGUGAGACGAGUGAGAGUGCGGAAGAGAAGAGUCCGGAGAUCCCCAGCAUGAGUGUUGCUCGGCGACCGCGGAAGACGGCGAGCUUUCCUCUCCGCAUGCAUGCGCACGAGACUCUGGCCACGUGCGAGGACAAGGAGGAGGACAUCAGGCCCUCGUCAGGAUUCCUCUCUGCCCUGUCAAAGACGAUCCCAAGUUUCCAGUCCUUCCGUGCGAUCAUGGGCAACCCCUCAGAUGUCGUCGACACGACGCAGUCAGCAGAUGCUAGAGGUAGAGAGAACGUCAAGCCCAACAACAUCCCCGACAAGGAGGCAGAGGAUGCGGGCAAGCCCGGACUCGAGGAGCAACUGGUGAGAAGCCCCGAGCUGAAGGCGCUGCUGAGCUCCAGCCACCCGGAAGUCUGCAUUGAGGUCUUAAAGCUAAGGAAAGAGGUGGAGGAGCUGAAGGAGAAAGCUCAACACCAGGAGAACGAGAUUGAAAGACUCAAGGAGAAGAAUCAAGUGAAACCGCAAGUGUCGGACUGGAGGUGA